Messenger RNA from Chrysemys picta bellii (western painted turtle), 2866 nucleotides. RefSeq names its product dual specificity phosphatase 4 (gene DUSP4). Gene Ontology annotation, molecular function: MAP kinase tyrosine/serine/threonine phosphatase activity; protein tyrosine/threonine phosphatase activity; MAP kinase tyrosine phosphatase activity. The record is from RefSeq and is a predicted model, not a curated record. Gene Ontology annotation, biological process: endoderm formation; protein dephosphorylation; negative regulation of MAPK cascade. Gene Ontology annotation, cellular component: cytoplasm; nucleus. Lineage: Eukaryota; Metazoa; Chordata; Testudines; Emydidae.
CCGGGCCGGGCCCGCGCGCUCUGUGUGGGCUGCCAGCCGGCCCGCCAUGGGGGAGCUGCGCGAGGUGGAGGGCAGCGCGCUGCGGCGGCUCUUGCGCCGCGAGCCGGGCGGGCCGGGCCCCGGGCGCUGCCUGCUGCUGGACUGCCGGCCCUUCCUGGCCCACAGCGCCGGCUACAUCCGCGGCGCGCUCAACGUGCGCUGCAACAGCAUCGUGCGGCGCCGCGCCAAGGGCGCCGUCAGCCUGGAGCAGAUCCUGCCGGCCGAGGCCGAGGUGCGCACCCGCCUGCGCUCCGGCCUCUACUCCGCCGUGGUGGUGUACGACGAGCGCAGCGUCCGCGCCGAGAGCCUGCGGGAGGACAGCACUGUCUGGCUGGUGGUGCGGGCGCUGCGGCGCGACACGGCGCGCACCGACAUCCGCCUGCUCAAAGGAGGUUACGAGAGGUUUUAUUCGGAGUACCCAGAAUUCUGUGCAAAAACAAAAUCCCUGAGCAGCAUUUCUCCACCAACCAGCAUGGAGCCAAUCGAACUAGGGUGCAGCUCCUGUGGGACCCCCCUGCAUGAUCAGGGAGGCCCAGUCGAAAUCCUUCCCUUCCUCUACCUUGGCAGUGCGUAUCACGCAGCCCGGAGGGACAUGCUGGACACACUGGGCAUCACAGCCCUCUUGAACGUCUCGUCGGACUGUCCCAAUCACUUCGAAGGACACUAUCAGUACAAGUGCAUCCCAGUGGAGGAUAACCACAAGGCCGACAUCAGCUCCUGGUUCAUGGAAGCAAUAGAGUAUAUAGACUUGGUGAAGGACUGCCAUGGCCGGGUACUGGUGCACUGCCAGGCUGGCAUCUCCCGCUCUGCCACCAUCUGCUUGGCCUACCUGAUGAUGAAGAAGCGUGUGAAGCUAGAGGAGGCCUUCGAGUUUGUCAAACAGCGCAGGAGCAUCAUCUCCCCCAACUUCAGUUUCAUGGGUCAGCUGCUGCAGUUUGAGUCCCAAGUACUGGCAACCUCCUGUGCUGCCGAGGCUGCCAGCCCCUCGGGGACGCUGAGAGAACGGGGCAAGGCCUCCUCCACGCCAACCUCCCAGUUUGUGUUCAGCUUCCCGGUCUCCGUGGGCAUGCACACGACCCCCAGCAGCAUCCCCUACCUGCACAGCCCCAUCACCACCUCACCCAGCUGUUAGUGCCUGGCACUAAUUAAGGCACUGGGGCAGUGCCUCCAGCACAAGGGAUGCUGACCUCACAGCUGUUGCCAGCCAUGAGACUGCAAUAACUGACUGGCAUCGCUAGCCAGCCCCACCACUCUCACCUUGACACCAAGCAAUAACGGUUGGUCUGCUGCUGGCUUCAAGCUGCCUGUAGGGGUCCUUGUUUUCAUAGAGAAACUUCUUACCUCAUUUUUUUAUUUAUUUAUUUUUUUUCUUUUAAAGCAGUAAGGCUUGAAGUUGUGAAUUCCACAAAUCCUGACAAUGUGUCUGACCAGUUUCGUUUUGGGGGAGAAAAUUACAAUUUCCCAAAGUGCCUGGUUUUGAUUUUUUUCAUUAAUAUUUCUUUAAUAAAAUCCCCCAAAACAAACACCCAGCAGAAAUAUUUUUAACCUGGGCAGGAGACUUCUGGUUUUAAAACAUGGACUUGCUAAAAACAAAGUUUGAGACUGAGAUUUAUUGCAGUGCUUUCCUCUGAGUAUUGAAAUGCAACAUUUGUGCUGUCAGUGAUUCUAUAACCUAUUUAUGUUUUAACUAUGAGCACAACAGCAUGCAGGUCUCAAAGCAGCUAGAGAACAAGUCAUCUUAUCACACACCUGCAAGGAAAAGCGUGGGGAUACUGUACCAUUCUCCUGUGUCGGGGGGGACAGGGAUUAACAUGUGCAUUUCCAGGCUGGACACAAGUGAGUUCAAAUCACUCAGUCACUGCACCAUGGACUCUUCCAUCCAAGGAACAAUCUCUGUGCAUAGUGGGUAGUUCAUACGGGUAGUAUCCUGUCUCCUUCCUAGCCCUGCUUGUAUCUUGCAUCAGAAAAGGGGUGGUUUCUUUACUUGGGCAUGGCCAAUACUUGUACACAUGCUUUGCACUCUUCACACUCCUCCUGGAACAUUGUGUUCAUCUUGGCAUGAGCUGAUGGGGACUCUGUGCUGAGGCUCCUGGAUGCUUUCUUGGGAUCCAGCCUCUGAAGAUAUAAGGUAACAGUGCCAUGCUGGGAGCUUGGGACCAUGGCAUGCUAUGGUGAUCAGUAAUUCAUAAGCAUCAGUGACAGUAGGGUGCUGCUCUGGUUGCCUCAACAAUGUUAUUCCCCCAAAUCAGAAUAGCCUUUUUCUCCACUAGAGCAGUGUUCUUUCUCCAUUAGGGAAGAAACUUGGCAGCUCUGGCAGGGCAGGGUCACUGUCCUGUCUGUGGAUGCAGGAGGCCUUUCCCACUCUGAAUGUACAGUACAGUUGGGUGUGGAUGGUGUCAGUCAGUGGGCACCCAUCAUUUAAAGCCAUGAGUCUGCAAUGCCCUGCUCUAAACCUGGACUCAUGGGCAGGAAUGAAUCCAGCUCUACUAAGACUCUAUCCUGCCUGAGACUGCAUUUGCUGGUAAAGUGGUUACUAGCUUUUUGUCCCCUUGUCAAUGUCCCUAGUGUCACUCUAGCUGCAUGCAGAUCCUGGUCCCCUUGGCACAACUCCCAUUUAUUUUACUGAAAUCUGGGGCUAACAAGGUAUGUCUACACUGCCCAAAAAAAACCCCAGGAACCCUGCAGCAGCAAAUCUCAGAGCUUGGGUCAGCUGAAUUGGGCUUGGUCUGGGAGGUAUGAACAACUGUGUAGAUAUUCUAGCUUGGGCUGGAGCCUGGGCUCUGAAACCUGGGAACUCUGAGCCACAAGUCUGGGUUUUAUUUCUGUU